Nycticebus coucang (slow loris) is the source of this 5226-nucleotide messenger RNA. RefSeq names its product discs large MAGUK scaffold protein 3 (gene DLG3). Bases 525 to 3074 code for a protein of 849 amino acids. The record is from RefSeq and is a predicted model, not a curated record. NCBI's taxonomy places the organism in Eukaryota, Metazoa, Chordata, Mammalia, Primates, Lorisidae. Gene Ontology annotation, cellular component: neuromuscular junction; neuron projection; postsynaptic density membrane. The transcript is spliced from 21 exons. Gene Ontology annotation, molecular function: kinase binding. Gene Ontology annotation, biological process: chemical synaptic transmission.
UUCUGGCAUGUCAUCCUUCAUCCCCCCACAAACUGAGCUGGGAGAGAGUAAGAAGAUGUCCUUGGACAGGAGCUGCUGUUUAGCAUUCCUGACGCUGCCGCUGCCUGACUCUGUGCGCUGAUUGGCUGGAAUCAACUGAGAAGAGAGCCAGGGAGAGAUGCUCUUGACUCCACUCAGAUCCAUCCUGGGGACCAGAGCAGAAGCGGUCCUCGCAGCACCCACCCUCUCCCUGGGCUCGCGCGUCUUCUUUGCCCCUGGGCCUUGGCCCAGGAGUCACGACGGGCGACACGGAGCCGCCAGUGCUGGAGGGGGAGCCAUGGGUGCGGGGCGGCGUUGGGGCAGAGGCCCCGGGACGCCCGCCUGGCCCCAGGCCCCGCUCCGCCCGGGCGCCCCCACGAGUACCCCCCCCUUCCUGGUCCGAGCAGUGUGAGUGUGCCCGGGAAGCCGGCAGCGGCGGUGGCAGUGGUAGCGGCGGCGUGGAAACCGGCGUGGGCUGGGGGGUCCGAGCUGCGGGGGGCAGUGCCAUGCACAAGCACCAGCACUGCUGUAAGUGCCCCGAGUGCUAUGAGGUGACUCGCCUGGCCGCCCUGCGGCGUCUCGAGCCUCCAGGUUACGGGGACUGGCAGGUGCCCGACCCCUACGGGCCAGGUGGGGGCAAUGGGGCCAGCACAGGUUAUGGGGGCUACAGCUCGCAGACCUUGCCCUCGCAGGCGGGGGCCACCCCCACCCCUCGCACCAAGGCCAAGCUCAUCCCCACAGGCCGGGAUGUGGGGCCAGUGGCCCCUAAGCCAGUCCCAGGCAAGAGCACCCCCAAACUCAACGGCAGCGGCCCUAGCUGGUGGCCUGAGUGCACCUGUACCAACCGGGACUGGUAUGAGCAGGUGAAUGGCAGCGAUGGAAUGUUCAAAUAUGAGGAGAUAGUACUUGAGCGAGGCAACUCUGGCCUAGGCUUCAGUAUUGCAGGUGGCAUUGACAAUCCCCAUGUCCCCGAUGACCCUGGCAUCUUUAUUACCAAGAUCAUCCCUGGUGGAGCAGCUGCCAUGGAUGGGAGGCUGGGGGUGAAUGACUGUGUGUUACGAGUGAACGAGGUGGACGUGUCGGAGGUGGUGCACAGCCGGGCAGUGGAGGCGCUGAAGGAGGCAGGCCCUGUGGUGCGGUUGGUGGUGCGGAGGCGACAGCCCCCACCUGAGACCAUCAUGGAGGUCAAUCUGCUCAAAGGGCCCAAAGGCCUGGGUUUCAGCAUUGCUGGGGGCAUUGGCAACCAGCACAUCCCAGGAGACAACAGCAUCUAUAUCACCAAGAUCAUUGAGGGGGGUGCUGCUCAGAAGGAUGGACGCCUACAGAUUGGGGACCGGCUGCUGGCGGUGAACAACACCAAUCUGCAGGAUGUGAGGCAUGAGGAAGCUGUGGCCUCACUGAAGAACACAUCUGAUAUGGUCUAUCUGAAGGUGGCUAAGCCAGGCAGCCUCCACCUCAACGACAUGUAUGCUCCCCCUGACUACGCCAGCACUUUCACUGCCUUGGCUGACAACCACAUAAGCCAUAACUCUAGCCUGGGUUAUCUUGGGGCUGUGGAGAGCAAGGUCAGCUACCCUGCUCCUCCUCAGGUUCCCUCCACCCGCUACUCUCCUAUCCCCAGGCACAUGCUGGCUGAAGAGGAUUUUACCAGAGAGCCUCGAAAGAUCAUUCUGCACAAGGGAUCCACAGGCCUUGGCUUCAACAUUGUAGGAGGAGAGGAUGGGGAAGGCAUUUUUGUCUCCUUCAUCCUGGCAGGAGGCCCAGCUGACCUGAGUGGGGAGCUUCGGAGAGGAGACCGGAUCUUAUCGGUGAAUGGAGUGAACCUGAGGAAUGCAACUCAUGAACAGGCUGCAGCUGCUCUCAAACGGGCUGGCCAGUCAGUCACCAUUGUGGCCCAGUACAGACCUGAAGAGUAUAGUCGCUUUGAAUCGAAGAUACAUGACUUACGAGAACAAAUGAUGAACAGCAGCAUGAGCUCUGGGUCUGGGUCCCUCCGAACCAGUGAGAAGAGGUCCUUGUAUGUCAGGGCCCUAUUUGAUUAUGAUCGGACUCGGGACAGCUGCCUGCCAAGCCAGGGGCUCAGCUUUUCAUAUGGUGAUAUUCUGCAUGUCAUUAAUGCCUCUGAUGAUGAAUGGUGGCAGGCAAGGCUGGUGACCCCACAUGGAGAAAGUGAGCAGAUUGGUGUGAUCCCCAGUAAGAAGAGGGUGGAAAAGAAAGAAAGAGCUCGAUUAAAAACUGUGAAGUUUCAUGCCAGGACGGGGAUGAUUGAGUCUAACAGGUCGAUCAAAACGAAACGUAAAAAGAGUUUCCGCCUCUCUCGAAAGUUUCCAUUUUACAAGAGCAAAGAAAACAUGGCCCAGGAGAGCAGCAUACAGGAACAGGGAGUGACAUCCAACACCAGUGACAGCGAAAGCAGUUCCAAAGGACAAGAGGAUGCUAUUUUGUCAUAUGAGCCUGUGACACGGCAAGAAAUUCACUAUGCAAGGCCUGUGAUCAUCCUGGGCCCAAUGAAGGACCGAGUCAACGAUGACCUGAUAUCUGAGUUCCCACAUAAAUUUGGAUCCUGUGUGCCACAUACUACCAGACCUCGGCGUGAUAAUGAGGUAGAUGGACAAGACUACCACUUUGUGGUGUCCCGAGAACAAAUGGAGAAGGAUAUUCAGGACAACAAGUUCAUUGAGGCGGGCCAAUUCAAUGAUAAUCUGUAUGGGACUAGCAUCCAGUCAGUGCGGGCAGUUGCAGAGAGGGGCAAGCACUGCAUCUUAGAUGUUUCUGGCAAUGCUAUCAAGAGACUGCAGCAAGCACAACUUUAUCCUAUUGCUGUUUUCAUCAAGCCCAAGUCCAUCGAAGCCCUUAUGGAAAUGAACCGAAGGCAGACGUAUGAACAAGCAAAUAAGGUCUAUGACAAAGCCAUGAAACUGGAGCAGGAGUUUGGAGAGUACUUUACAGCCAUUGUACAGGGUGACUCACUGGAAGAGAUUUAUAACAAAAUCAAACAAAUCAUUGAGGACCAGUCUGGGCACUACAUUUGGGUCCCAUCCCCUGAAAAACUCUGAAGAAUCCCCUCCGACCAUUCUCUUGUGAACAGAAGAAAUCAAGUCCCUCUUCCCUCCUCCCUCUUCAUUCCUGUCCCCAUGGGGAGAACAAAUGCUACUGUUCUUGUCCCCUUUUUUAGAUUUGUCAAAAAAAAUUGAGUUUUCUAGUCCUGUUUUUUUAAUUUUUGUUUUGUUUUAGUUUAUUUUUUGGUAUGAUGCCAUCUCACUCAUCAUGUGACUGUGCCCAUUCCUGCAUGGACCUUUCCCAAGCACUAGCACAGGUGCAAAUCCAUCAGAGCCAUUGUUUUCAUAAAAUCCAAGUAGAAGCGAAGAGAAGAGAGGAGGACUGAUGGAAAGACAGACUCUGGACAGCUGCACAGCUUGUGAAGUGAGCUAAAUGCACCACAUGAUGAGAUGCUCCUGGGCAUUUCUACCUAUCUCUACUGCUGUCUGCAGCUCUGAACAGUGCGACGUAAUGGCAACAGAAAGUAUCUUAUUUAUAUAUAGAUAUAUAUAUGUAAUUUAUAUAAAAUAUAUAGAAAUUAUUAUAUAUAUAUAUUAUACACUCUCAUAUAAUAUAUAUAUAUACAUUCACACACAUUUGGACUAGAAAAUCUAUGGAGACUUCAUCAAUGGUACUAUGUUAUCAGAGAAAUGCUUUAAUUUUCUUAUUCCAAUCAGAUGGCAUCUUCUAUCCCAGCUGGUUGGGAAGGGAUUAAAAAUGGUAGUACAUGCUGCACGAAGGGCACUCGUAUUUGGUCUUUCUCUUGAGAGCUAAGGUUUACUCUAGGAGGAAUCAGCCUGAAGCCUGAGAGAAAGGGCUUUUUCCUGGGGGUGAGAGGGUGGAGACAACCGGAAAGCAUCUGCUGCCCUGAGGUGCGGUCAGUCCUGUGUGCAGAAAGAGAAAGAAUGGCUAAUGAUGCUCCACGUGAAAUUGCCUAUUGUUCUAUGCCACCUGAUGUGUCUGCAUGAGAGGUUUCCAUUUUGUUCAUUUUUAAGCUGCUGUUAAACCAAAACCAUGUUGUGCUACUGUGUCAGCCUUUUCAUUAUUGCAAAUUUUACUUUUACUAUUUAAGUGAAUGCGUAGAAUCCAAUUUGCCAGCGUUGUAAAGGCUUCUGUGGUCCUAAAGGAGCCAGGCCUUAUGGUAUAGCAGGUGAUCCAGGCCUGGCCAUCCCAUCAUCAGCAGGAGGGAGAGCAGGGGCUGGUGAGAGCCAAAAGGAGGAGACAGGGCUCUGCACUGCCACACUGUCCCUUCAUUCACCUGCCAAGGACAUGUGGGCUCUGCUGAGGUUUCUUCCCACGGCCCACCAACAGGGGCAGGGAGUCAGUUGCCUUCCUGUUCUGUGCUGGGACAGCAGAACAGCCCUCGGCUUGGCCAGCCAUGUCAUGAGUUUGAUUUUUUUUUUUUUUUUUGCAGCUGCUUCAUGUGCCCUGCCCCAGCCCCCUCCCUAACAGCUGGUAGCUUACAGUUUCUUCAUGAAGAAAGUAGAGUUCAAUGCUGUACAUUUGAGCUGUAGAACUAGUAUUCACUUACUGGUGAGCUGUGAAACCUUGUUGCUUUUUCCCAGAGUCUGAUGGCAGUGACUGUGGUCAAGGGAGUUUUUUGCCUAUCACAAGUGCAGACAGCAGGUGUGGUUCAGGCCCUCUCCCACCCCACUGUGCUCCUUUGAAGCCAAUGUGCCUCCCUCACCUCCACGCUGGAGGGAUGAUGCAGGGGAGAACAUAGAAAUGCUUGACCCUAGGGUUGGGGCACUUGUUUCCUAGCCUGCUGGGUUAGGGCCGGUGCAAAUGACACAAUGUUGAAGACACUUUAAGCACUACCAGCCAAAUUUGGGAAAUCUGUAAACAGUUAUCCUACCAGCAUAAUGAGGCUAACUGUAAAAUCUGGGGCCCAGAAUGAGGGUAAAGAAAGGGCAACAGCUUUCCCUGGGCAGUACACUGGGCUGAAGGCAAAGAGGGAUAAAGCGAUAGCUGACUGUGACUCUGGUGAGGAGGGGGUGAGUAGGGAGUAUUGAUUCUCUGAUGUUAACUAAGUGGUGAUGUCUGAACCAUGUUCAACCCAACCUCCGAGGGAAGAAAAGCAAAGAUUCAAAGUAAGCAUGGCACUAGUUGGUUUCCCAGUGUUCCUUCCAAGGAGACAUAUAUUUUUUAAUAAACGAUAGUUGCAAUGAA